Messenger RNA from Megalops cyprinoides (Indo-Pacific tarpon), 3237 nucleotides. It is a transcript of the gene cherp, whose product is annotated as calcium homeostasis endoplasmic reticulum protein. The transcript has 19 exons. Gene Ontology annotation, biological process: RNA processing; intracellular calcium ion homeostasis. Bases 131 to 2887 code for a protein of 918 amino acids. The record is from RefSeq and is a predicted model, not a curated record. Gene Ontology annotation, cellular component: perinuclear region of cytoplasm. Gene Ontology annotation, molecular function: RNA binding. NCBI's taxonomy places the organism in Eukaryota, Metazoa, Chordata, Actinopteri, Elopiformes, Megalopidae.
GUGUAUAGCGACGGGAAUGUUCUGGGUCUUUUGAACAGAUAGAAAACCAUUGACCAUAUAUAUAUGUUUUGUUGAAAUUGAGCGAGUUAGCUGGUAGCAGUUCUGUUGAGAAUUCGUGGCAUAUAACGCCAUGGAUAUGCCACCGCCUCCGGAGGACCAAGAGCUGAGGAAUGUCAUUGACAAGCUGGCCCAGUUUGUGGCCCGCAAUGGGCCUGAAUUUGAGAAGAUGACAAUGGAGAAGCAGAAGGAAAAUCCCAAAUUUUCCUUCCUAUUUGGCGGCGAGUUUUUCAACUACUACAAGUACAAGUUAGCCAUUGAACAGCAACAGCAUUCUACUACACACGAAUGUGAGGAGUAUAAGUUGGAAGUAAUGUGUAAGCAGCCAGGGCAGGAGCCCCCAGAUGGCCCUCUUCCGAUGGCCAUGAUGCCACCGCCCCCCAUCCCUCCAGCCACGCCCUCAGUGGAUGAGCUCAUCCAGCAGAGCCAGUGGAACCUGCAGCAGCAGGAACAGCACCUGCACAAUCUCAGACAGGAGCAGGUGACGGCCGCCAUUGCCCUGGCCAUGGAGCAACAGACACAGAAGCUGCUGGUGGAGACUCAGCUAGACAUGGCAGAGUUUGACAGCCUACUUCAACCCAUCAUUGACACAUGCACAAAAGAUGCCAUCUCGGCUGGCAAAAACUGGAUGUUCAACAACGCCAAGUCACCCCAGCACUGCGAGCUGAUGACCAGGCACCUCCGUAACCGCAUCACUGCAGAUGGGGCUCACUUUGAGCUCCGCCUGCACCUCAUCUAUCUCACCAAUGACGUCCUCCAUCACUGCCAGAGGAAGCAGCAGAGGGACCUGCUUGCUGCACUGCAGAAGGUGGUCGUGCCCAUUUACUGCACAAGCUUCCUGGCUGUAGAGGAGGACAAGCAGCAGAAAAUAGCCAGGUUGCUCCAGCUGUGGGAGAAGAAUGGCUACUUUGAUGAGGUGACGAUCCAGCAGCUGCAGAGUCCAGCCCUGGGCCUAGGCCAGUACCAGGCUUCACUGAUCACGGAGUACGCAGCUGUGGUGCAGCCCAUACAGCUGGCCUUCCAGCAGCAGAUCCAGACCCUCAAGUCCCAGCACGAGGAGUUUGUCGCCAACCUGAAGCAGCAGCACACUGCAGCGGCAGCAGUGGCUGGGCAGCUGCCUCCAGGAGACGGUGAGGUGAAGCCUCCUCCACAGGGGACUGCAGUGACCUCACAGCCUGGAGAAGUGAAGCCGCCCAUGGCUGUGCCACCCCCAGGAGACUAUGAUGGGACCCAGGCCAGACCUCCAGAUCCCCUUUCUGCUGCUGCCACCCCCAGUGGCCCCAGUGACUCCAUCCCAGCCAACAAGCCUGGCUGGUUUGACCCCCAGCAUAACAUCUCUGCAUGGGCCCCUCAGCAGCCGCCCCCUCCUUUCGACCCGACGCAGGCCCCCCCGCCGUGCCCCCCCUGGAACAGCCACGAGGGCAUGUGGAACGAGCAGCGCGACCCCAGCUGGAGCGGCCCGCGGGAGAGCGGCCCCUGGAGCGGCCAGCCCGAGCCGCCGCCAGCCUGGAGCGGCCAGUACGAGCAGCCGCCCUGGAGCAGCCAGCCCGAGCAGCCGCCCUGGGGUCAGAGGGAGCCUCCCUUUCGAAUGCAGCGCCCCCCGCACUUCCGAGGCCCAUUCCCCCCGCACCAGCAGCCCCCUCCGUUUAACCAGCCCCCCCAUCCGCCGCAUAACUUUGGCCGCUUCCCGCCACGCUUCAUGCAGGACGAUUUCCCCCCGCGCCAUCACUUUGAGCGGCCCCCCUACCCGCCUCAUCGCUUUGACUACCCGCAGGGGGACUUCCCAGGAGAGCUCGGGCCUCCUCCACACCACCACCCCAGCCAGAGGAUUCCCCCUCCGGGAAUGUCAGAACACCCACCCUGGGGGGGCAAUCAGCACCCUGACUUUGGCCCCCCGCCCCACGGCUUUAAUGGCCAGUCUCCCCACAUGAGACGUCAAGCCCCCUCCCACGUCAACCAGGAUGACCCCAGCCUGGUGCCCAAUGUCCCGUACUUUGACCUGCCCGCUGGACUUAUGGCUCCCUUGGUGAAGCUGGAAGACCAUGAUUACAAGCCCUUGGAUCCUAAAGACAUCCGCCUGCCACCCCCUAUGCCCCCCAGCGACAGGCUCCUGGCAGCUGUGGAGGCCUUCUACAGCCCCCCGUCCCAUGACCGGCCCAGGAACAGUGAGGGCUGGGAGCAGAAUGGCCUGUAUGAGUUCUUCCGAGCAAAGAUGAGAGCCAGGAGGAAAAAGGGGCAGGAGAAGCGCAGCAGCGCCCGAGGAAGCCGCUCGCGCAGUCGCUCUCGCAGCAGAGGCAGGUCCUCGUCCCGCUCCAGCUCCAGGUCCUCCAAGUCGUCGCGCUCCUCCUCCCGAUCCGGUUCCCGCUCCAGGUCUCGCUCCUACUCCAGAUCUCGCUCCAGAAGCAGGAGCGGCUCCCGCUCGUCCCGCAGUCACUCUCGCUCCCGCUCCCGAUCCAGAUCCCGAUCCCCGGACAAGAGGCGUCGCACCAAGUCCCGCAGCCCCACUCCCCCGUCUACUUCUGGGCUUGGUGCUGCUGCCUCCACCCUGCCCCCGGACCUUAGGCUGGGAGAGGAGAAUAAGGGCCAUCAGAUGCUAAUGAAAAUGGGAUGGAGUGGCUCAGGGGGGCUUGGAGCCAAGGAACAGGGCAUCCAGGAUCCUAUUAAAGGGGGGGACAUUCGGGACAAGUGGGACCAGUACAAAGGAGUAGGGGUAUCACUGGAUGACCCUUACGAGAACUACCGUCGGAACAAGAGUUACAAUUUUGUUGCCCGUAUGAAGGCCAGGGAAGAAGUGAACCGGGAGCCCCAGGAGCCUUCAACUACAGAGUGAUGUGGAAAGCUGCGAUUUCAGAAUCCCCAGAAUCCAUCAGCAGGUGGAAUCCUGCUCAAACAGUUUUUAUAGUCAACACUUGGGCCCCAUCAAUAUUUUUGCCUCUGUUAUAUCUGAUGACAAAUGUAUCUGUGACAACCAAAAUAACAAGGGUCCUACAAACUGAAAGGUGGAAUGUUUUGUAGUCUAGAUACAUUUUUUUCUAAGAAAAAAAGAAAAAGAAAAAUCUGUUAUUCAUAUUCAAGACAUCUAGUCAGAUUGUGUACUGGAAAUAAUGUAGAGUACAGUGAUUUGUUUUUUUUAAACUUACAAACAGUAAGAAUCAUUUUCCACAGUAAUUUGUGUUUCAC